AUGGCCUGGACGUCUGUCCUGUUCAUGCUGCUGGCCCAUCUCACAGGUAAGGGAACUCUUGGGGCCCAGGGCUUCCUUGCUCCUCCUGUAGCCUUGCUCUGCCCCAGUGAUGGACAUGCUUCUGUCUUCUCAGGUUGUGGCCCUCAGCCCAUGGUGCAUCAGCCACCAUCAGCAUCUUCUUCCCUUGGAGCCACCAUCCGCCUCUCCUGUACCCUGAGCAACAACCAUAACAUUGGCAUUUACAGCGUUUACUGGUACCAGCAGAGGCCGGGCCACCCUCCCGGGUUCCUGCUGAGAUACUUCUCACACUCAGACAAGCACCAGGGUCCCAAUAUCCCACCUCGCUUCUCCGGGUCCAAAGAUACGGCCAGGAACCUGGGGUAUCUGAGCAUCUCUGAACUGCAGCCUGAGGACGAGGCUGUGUAUUACGGCGCUGUGGGGCUCCGGAGCCACGAAAAGAAGAGGAUGGAGAGGGAGUGGGAAGGAGAAAAGUAGUAUACAGAUUUGGGAUCUUAGGCUCUGAAGACAUUCAGACCCUGAACUGAAGACGGAGUUUGCUUUGCUCAGCUAGUCUGGUAUGGGAAGGAGAGGUAGAACGUGGGGCUUUGCAGAGCCUAGAAGGUGGAGUUAUGCAGCUUUUCCUUGUUCUGCGGUGUUGCUAUGAGCCCCCAUCGGAGGCUGGAUUGUAGAAUUAAAGCUGUUUUUACUGA
Messenger RNA from Mus caroli (Ryukyu mouse), 710 nucleotides. It is a transcript of the gene Vpreb1, whose product is annotated as V-set pre-B cell surrogate light chain 1. The record is from RefSeq and is a predicted model, not a curated record. NCBI's taxonomy places the organism in Eukaryota, Metazoa, Chordata, Mammalia, Rodentia, Muridae.